UAAGUAUGUUUCUUUGCAUGUAUAAAUGCUUUAAAAUAAAAAUAAAAAUUGAUUUUGUAGCUUUAGAACAAGCAUUUUAUAUGUAAUGUAGGCAAGGGCCUUGGUUUACGAGAAGCCGCCUUCUUGUGCUGCCAUGUUUCUACAGGAGCCCAGAUGUAAAAAACUAUAUCCAGAGGUUUUGCAUUAGCAGUGGAGCUGCAACAAGUCCUAAAAUCAGAUUAGCUGUAAAUACAUAAAACAGUUAUAUGAGGUUAUCUCAACGAUGUACACGACAAACUGACAUGUUUACAACCAACAGCUUGGGUUUGCAUCCAAUUACUAACAAACAAACACCCGUGAUGUGCUGAUGUUUGUCAUUUGGUACGGAAAUCAUUACAUUUUUUGCGAGAGUUGCGUCAGGAAAGGCUUAGGAUCCUCUAAAAGAACAUGCCAGACCAGACCAUCAAGGAACGGGUUAGCAAUGGUGUUGUUGACCGACAAGUAUGCUCCACAAGUUAAUGACCUGACUUAAAUUUAAUGCCACAGUUUCACUCAAUGCAUUUACAUUAAUAUUAAAAGUCCGAUUUUAGUCAGACUAAGACAAUAAUUUGGUUUUGUUAUAUACAUAUAUUUUGUCAUAUAAACAUAAUAGUCACCUGGAAGUAAAAUACCUGGAUAAUGUCUUUAAUUCAUAGUCUGAUUACUCAUUCAUACGGUUAGUCAGACUGGAGUCAGACUUGGCGUUCUGCACAUGCACCAAAAUUGUCUCCCUGGUCUUUGACCCGGAAGUAGACGUCUUUCUGCAGCAACAACCACAACAGGAAACUGAUCCAAUACGCACUAGCUUAUAGAGAGAUAUUGCGCCAUCUGCAAAUUGUCUGAUUGCCCGUCUUAGUCGGACUACGGCCUUAGCUCGAUUACACUGUGCACGUAAACGUACUGAGUGAAAAUCUGUGUUCCAGGGAUGAAGAUCUCCAGUUGUGGAUGUCUUCAGGUCACAUGAUGCUGCCUGAUGAGAGGCUGCAGUGCCUUUGCAUCUCUGAGCGAACAGGAAGUGCAGCCCUGAACCUGUGGAGGAACACCGGCCUCAGAACGUCCUUCCCCUCUUCUCCUCAAAACUGUCGUCUCACAGAGGGUCCAGAAGAACCCUGGAUCAGCCUGGUCUUAAAUACGAGGGACGUUUUCACUUUGAUCACAAGGAACAGACAUUUGGAGACUCAGCAGAAUACGAUGACAAUGGAUCGUCCCAAAAAGUGCAUUGUCUUCUGCAGUGAGGACAUACCAUCGAGACUUUUUAGUGACUGUCGGACAAUCGUGGAGAAAACCGAUUCCCAUAUUAGUGAUAACAACAAUUCCACCGUGUUUUCCACGUCUGAUCCCAACAACAACUCUGUGGUCGGUCACUGUGGAGCGACACACGGAGAGAACUUUAAUCUAUGCACACAUAAAAGUCUUCCAGCAGACUCGUCUGGAAAAGACAGGAUGGUGAAAAUGAGGAAGAGUGUGUCCUUCGAUAAUGACGUCAUGGUCUACCUGUUCGAUCAGGAGAGUCCCACCAUGAAGCUGCACUCUGGGCCCGAUGUCACAUUAGAAGACAACGGCCUGGAGUGGGAAGACGACUUCUCGGCUCUGGAGGAGAGCCUCCAUGUUGGCCGUGUCAGCUGCGCCUCCUCUCAGCCUCCGUGCAGGCUGCAGCGUUACCUCGUGUCUCAGGCCUGCCUCUUCCUCACACACGUCGCAGAGUCAGACCUUGAGCUGUGAGAUAAACGGCUCGGUGUCACUGUGGCAGUCAAAUACGCAGCCAAAGGCCAUCUCACUGUCACCGUGGCCUAACGUGACAUCCACACUUGUUUUCCUUCCAAACGUCCAGCCUUGGUCUCAUGGAAAAAGUGACUAAUCGCUGCAGAUCUGCGUCCUCUUCACCUCUUACUCAUCUCUCUCCUGUGUUAUGAUGAGUCAGGGGAUUUUAAUGGCUUUUCCUCUCUCUCCCUCUCUCUCUCUCUCUCUCUCUCUGCUCUAAAUGGAUCCAGUUAAAGCACCUGCUGUUCGUGACAUCACGGCACUUCAGGACUGUGUGACAGUGCAUUUCAGCGUCGACAGUUGACACAACCACUGGCUGUGAUGUGAUAAACCUGCCGGUUGCGUAACAGUGCUGGUGCCUGAGCUAUGAAACAUUAGUAUUUCCUUUUAAAUUCUCAUGUGUGAGUGAAAUCAAGAGUCCAUAUUUAAAGAGAUUCCCGGUUGUUGUUGUUGUUGUUGUUGUUGUUGUUUACUCGGUUUGUUUUUGCUUGAACAUACUGUAGCAUUCUCGUGUUGACGACCGGUUUGCUCGACUCAUUACUGAGGGUGUAUCCAGCUGGGAAUUUAUCAGCGGCUGUGGCUAAACAAACAAAGCGUGAGCUCCGGGGGUCAGUGGAGGCAGAAACAGAACAAACUAACAGAGCAACAGAUACUGUUUCCACAGACAGAGGCAACCAGCAUCAGCAGGGUGCGCUUGAUUAGAUACAGUGUACUCCAGGAGCAGAGGAAACCUGGCAGGACCAGUGUCUCACACACACACACACACGUUGUUCAAGGACAUCAAAAACCAAAAGAGAGGUGGGAGCAACACACCUGUAAGAUUCACACAUACACAGUCAUGUGAACGCUUCCCAUUCAUUUGAAUGGAGCAGCGUUGUUUUUGCUCUGAUUUGUUCGUAUGAGUGCGAACGCAGUUGAAAAAUGUUCAUCGACGGCUAAUCAAAGCUCAUUUUUACAUAUAAAGUCAAUGCAAAGAUACGAGUAGAGGCUAAUGUCGCGUUGGCCAGGCAAUUGUGAGUUGUGCGAACAUCGCGGCACAACACAUAGCGCUAAUGGUGAGUACGAACGCAGCACAGUCACGUUAGCUCAAACACAGUCAAACACGGCUCGGACAAGGUCGGGCUCCCUGUUAACGAUGUUUAUCGUUGGACUAAACACACUCAACAUUACCAGCACAACAUUUAGCAAUAUUAGCAACUCUAGCUACGUAGUUAGACACUUCAAUAGUGGACAAAAUUGCUCAGAGUGUUCGGCUGCUUCUUGUGUCAGGUAAACAAAAGCACACUGACCGACAAUAGAGUAAUCAUUAGACCUUAAAUACAUCAACAGUUGAUUGGGAUGUCAAUAAUCAAUAACAUGGAGGAAUUCAGCCGGCUUAGCAUAUUUUAAUUUUCGCCCAUAAAUUUCUGUUUUUUUGUUGGACUAAAUGCCCCAUUAGCAACUCCAGCUACGUAGUUAGCUAUAACAGAAACCGCUCUGCUAACCGCUGCUAGCACAAAACGUCACACCCGCCCUCUGUCAAGACUUAUGUUGUGUUCCAUUCACAACUUGGAACGUUCCAGAAAGAAGUUGGGGGAGGGGCGGGGGUUCAUGGACAAAAACAUAUCCCAGGCUAGCUAUUGUUAGCAAUAUGUUGUAUUUUGUGCACACGAACAGUGCAAAAUGAAACAGUAUUAUAUGUACGACUGAUUUACUGUGAAACAAAUACGACAGAAGUUAUAUUGUUCACAUUUAUGAACAGAUGAAGCAGCAUCGAGCGCCGCUGAACUGCUCUGUGCGUCUGUUGCUUUGCUUUGCUUGUGUUGUGUGAGGCAGAAGUUCAUAAACGUUCAAAUAUGUUCUGCAAAUGUACCAACGCAGGUGCUACAACCAUUAAUGUGAUGCAGCUCAAACACUACACACCCUCAACACAGCUGUUGGCUAAAAUAUACACAGAAUUGUGGUUUCUUGUGCAAAGUUUGCACAUUUUUUACGCUCAUUAUUAGCCGCGAGGAAUAGGGAAAUUGUACUUGAAAUGAAACAUGAUGGAAUAAAACCUGUACUGAACACUCUGUUAAAAUACUCUGUAAAAUAUGUAUAUCUGGGGAGAAGUGAAUGAUUACAAAAUGGCCAAUUAAAGAAUAAAAAACAGACAGUUUCAUCCAUUCACAACAACAACGACCCACUUUUCUUAGCUUCAAAGCAAGACCACAACAC
Solea solea (common sole) is the source of this 3975-nucleotide messenger RNA. RefSeq lists its product as uncharacterized. NCBI's taxonomy places the organism in Eukaryota, Metazoa, Chordata, Actinopteri, Pleuronectiformes, Soleidae. Bases 964 to 1740 code for a protein of 258 amino acids. The transcript is spliced from 3 exons. The record is from RefSeq and is a predicted model, not a curated record.